UCCUGCUCCUGCUUGUGCAGAAAGUGCCUUCCGUCCCUCUUCCAUUGCUCCUCUGGAGUUUUUUGGGGGUGGGGGUGGUGGCUGGCCAUUGCAUCAAAAGGCGCACGGGCAUCUGAAAGGCUGGGAUUGCUGAAGUGAGGAAAAACAAGCAAACUAACCCAAAAGAAGAAAAGAAAGGAUGAGGAUGAGGAUGGUGGGUGCUUUCAUCUUGAUGCAAUCCUAGCGAAAACAGGGCCCAGCGAGGCGGAGGGGAGAGCAAGACCCCAACACCAAAGAGGAGAGGCCUUCCCGUUAUCGCUGUGGGAUUGCGCUGUCGUGCCGACUGAACAACAGGGUCGGAGGCGGGAAACGGAUUUUCUUUCUCUUUAACACUCUUCCUGACCAGACGGCAAGGGAGUCACUCGAGCCGAGGCCUGAGAUGGGAUAAGGCCGCUCGAUGGCCUCCAAGAAAGCGCUUACAAAAGAGGGGGGUGCGCCGUCGGCCCUGUGUCUCCAGUUCCAGGCCGCGCGAGAGCAAAGGGUGGCCAUGGAGGAGAAGGCUUCGGCCUGCCCCAAGCCAGCCGAGGGAGCGAGGAAAGGCCCCCGCGCGGUCCAGGCUGGUGGCGCCAGGGAGUUGCUCAGGCGGGUGACGCCGCAGCAGAUCAAACAAGAACCGGACGAGGGGUUGGCCCAGCGCUGGGAAGCCCAGUGGCAGGAGUUCCUCAAGGUGGUACAGUCCCCUCACACCGGAUGGGGGAACCCUCCGCUGACGGAGUUCGUGGCUUUGAAUGACCCGAAGGGUUUCCAGGCCUCGGUCGGGGCAGCCCAGCAAGCCUUCGUCUGGAAAGUCAAGGAAGAGGUCCUCGAAGAAGAAGACGCCAGUGCCGAGACGCAGCGUCAGCGUUUCCGGCAUUUCUGCUACCAGGAGGCCGAGGGCCCCCGGGAGGCCUGCAGCCGGCUCCGGGAGCUCUGCCACCAGUGGCUGAAGCCGGAGAGACACACCAAGGAGCAGAUCCUGGAGACGCUGAUCCUGGAGCAGUUCCUGGCCAUCCUGCCCCCGGAGAUCCAGGGCUGCGUCAGGGAACGCGGCCCGGAGACGUGCGCUCAGGCGGUGGCCCUGGCCGAGGGGUUCUUGCUGAGGCAACAGGAGGCCGAGAGACCGCGACAGCUGAUUUUGGAUUCCUUCGAAGAAGUGACGGUGAAUUUUCCGAGGGUCCAGCAGGUCUGCUUGGGCACUACUCGGAAGCAAGCAGGGACCAGGCUGUUGAAUGAACAGGAGAGACAAGCUCUCCGGCAGCAGGAGUACCUCGAGCGAGAGACCCCCUCCGGGACCUCGGUCCCCAAACUCCGCGAGAACCCCUCCCAGCGGCACGAGCCCAGCAAAACUUCCGAGAACCAGACCAGGCUGGAGCGGCCACCGGGCGCCCACCCGGCCAAGCGGGCCCCGGAGCCGGUCCCUUGCCGGGUGGGUUACAAAGACCUCGGCGAGAUCCUCUUCCAAGAGCGGAUGCAGGAGAGCCAGCGGCAGAAGCGGUGCGUGGUGCUGCGCCGGCGCAUCCACACCGAGGAGCGGCUGUACAAGUGCCAGGACUGCCGCAAGAGCUUCGACCACCGCUCCCACUUCAUCCGCCACAAGAAGAUCCACACGGGCGAGAAGCCCUUCCAGUGCGCCGACUGCGGCAAGAGCUUCAACCGCAACUCCAACCUCACCACCCACAUGCGGACCCACACGGGCGAGAAGCCCUACAAGUGCACGGACUGCGGCAAGAGCUUCCGCUGGAGCUCCGACUUCAUCGUCCACGAAAGGACCCACACCGGGGAGAAGCCCUACAGCUGCGGGGACUGUGGCAAGGCCUUCCGGCGCAGCUCCAACCUCACCGCCCACGAACGCACCCACCGGGGGGAGAAGCCCUACAAGUGCUUGGACUGUGGGAAGAGCUUCACCCGGGGCCUGUACCUCAUCGCCCACAAGAAGACGCACACGGGGGAGUGAGCGGCGU
Elgaria multicarinata webbii is the source of this 1979-nucleotide messenger RNA. RefSeq names its product zinc finger protein 500-like. Gene Ontology annotation, biological process: regulation of transcription by RNA polymerase II. The record is from RefSeq and is a predicted model, not a curated record. NCBI's taxonomy places the organism in Eukaryota, Metazoa, Chordata, Lepidosauria, Squamata, Anguidae. Gene Ontology annotation, molecular function: DNA-binding transcription factor activity, RNA polymerase II-specific; RNA polymerase II cis-regulatory region sequence-specific DNA binding. Bases 437 to 1972 code for a protein of 511 amino acids. The transcript has 4 exons.